AUGUCGCAAUCUUUCGACCAAUUGGUGAAUACAAUCCAUUCAGGGGCCAAGAAGAAGAAGAAAUCAAAGAGGAAGGAAGUCACAGGUGAUGCUGCCUUUUUAGAAGCCAACGAAAUCCAUGAGGAUAAAGAGAAAGGGGAUGAAAAACAUGAGAAAAUGACAAACAAAAUUAUCAGUGGAACUUCAAACGGAGCUGACCUCCAAGCACAUAAGAAGCUACUCAAGAUCCGGAAAGAUAUUCAGCAGCAUAAAGAAAUCAAAGAGAAAUUUGAAGCUAAGCCAACUCAGACAGGCUUUCAGGAAGAGUCUAAGGCUGAUAUUCUGACUACUAAGCAGAAGAAAAUUGAUAUUAAGCUAGCAAAGAAGAAAAAGAGAGAUAAGAAGUUGUUCUUGAAACAGAAGGAAGAGGAAGAAAAAGCUAAAGAAAUUGAAGAGGAGAAACAAAAUACAAGGCUUUCUUACUCUACACCGGGACCAGCAGUCAAGGAGACCAAUAAGAGUAAGAGACAUCCUCCUGGCUUCAAGUCUACCUUACCCAGGACCACUAAAGUCACUGGUAAGUUCAGAAAGGAUGGGACAACUAAGAGAACCAAAACACGAUCAAAGCAGAAAAAUAGAAGGAAAGAUAAGCGUUCUGAAGCUGUAUUGAGAGAAAAGUUAGGAAAGCGAUUCCAAGAAUAA
This is a messenger RNA of Moneuplotes crassus, 681 nucleotides long. The record is from the annotation of a GenBank genome assembly. NCBI's taxonomy places the organism in Eukaryota, Ciliophora, Spirotrichea, Euplotida, Euplotidae.